Messenger RNA from Drosophila willistoni, 678 nucleotides. Its product is annotated as salivary glue protein Sgs-3-like. The record is from RefSeq and is a predicted model, not a curated record. Bases 1 to 678 code for a protein of 225 amino acids. The transcript is spliced from 3 exons. Lineage: Eukaryota; Metazoa; Arthropoda; Insecta; Diptera; Drosophilidae.
AUGUCAGGCAAAGAACAACAAAAACAACACUUAAAAAAUAUCACGCUGUGCCUGGGGUCUGGUCUCUGCCUUUUGGCCAAGCCAAAAACGACGAAAUCUACUACAACUAAGAAGCCAAAAACAACGAAAUCGACAACGACUAAGAAGCCAACGACAACGGAAUCGACAACCACCACAGAAGAAACAACGGAGACAACGCCUACUACUGAAGAGACAACUACGAUAUCCUCCACAUCAGAAACAACAACUCCUGAGGAGUCGACAUCAACAACAGAUAAUGCGGAGACAACAACUACCGAAAAAUCUCUAACUACUGAACGUCCCACAACAACAAAGAAAACUACUAGAUCGACCACCACAAAGAAGCCAAAAACAACAAAAUCGACAACUACUAAAAAGCCAAAAACAACGAAAUCAACAACGACUAAGAAGCCAAAAACGACGAAAUCUACUACAACUAAGAAGCCAAAAACAACGAAAUCGACAACGACUAAGAAGCCAACGACAACGGAAUCGACAACCACCACAGAAGAAACAACGGAGACAACGCCUACUACUGAAGAGACAACUACGACAUCCUCCAAAUCAGAAACAACAACUCCUGAGGAAAUCGACAACCACAACAGAAGAAACAACGGAGACAACGCCUACUUCCACAUCCGAAACAACAACUCCUGA